Styela clava is the source of this 1822-nucleotide messenger RNA. Its product is annotated as polymerase delta-interacting protein 2-like. Gene Ontology annotation, molecular function: DNA binding. NCBI's taxonomy places the organism in Eukaryota, Metazoa, Chordata, Ascidiacea, Stolidobranchia, Styelidae. Gene Ontology annotation, biological process: error-free translesion synthesis. The record is from RefSeq and is a predicted model, not a curated record. Gene Ontology annotation, cellular component: mitochondrial nucleoid; nucleus.
UUAAUUUAUUUGAUUUACAAUUAGCCAAUUUUGUUAGUUUGCUAAACGAGUUAAGAAGUUGAAACUGAAAUUCAAAGCAAUAAUGGACAAAUGCAAGAUGAUACAUAGAAUUGGAUUACGGUUGCUAGCUGAUCAGCCUGGAAUACUUCAAAAUGUCAAUAGGGGCUCUAGUAAAAAAAGUGUCGCCUGUUUCACCACCCUGCAAACUCCUAAGAAACCAGUUCCAUUCAAUGAAAUGAAGAAGACAUAUAUAUGUAACACAAAAAGAUACUCAUCGUCAAAACCCAAACUGGAAAGUGUGGGAAAGUUUGAAACACCUAAAACAGAAGGAAGAUAUGAAACAGGUCAAUUGUUUCUUCAUAAAGUUUUUGGCUAUCGUGGAGUAAUUUUGUUUCCAUGGUCUGCACAGCUUUACGAAAGAGACAAGAGUGAUCAUACAGAUGGCAAGGAUAGAGUACCAGAAGAUGGCUCAUCAGGAAAACAAGUUAUUGCAAGAACUUUGACAUAUUAUCAAACAUUAGUUGACUCAAGAGAUUGUCCACAUAUUAAUGCUCAAAGCGAAGCCGUAACAUUCCUUGGUAACAAUGAAAGAGGUCAAUCAUUAUACACAAUUCCUGGUCUUGAUUAUGUCAGUCAAGAAGAUAUUUUACCUUAUACAACCUCUGAAAAAAUUCCGAUUCAUCAUGAGUUGUUCGAUAAAUUUUUAAGUUAUGAUCCAAAGUCUUCGAAGCUUCCUCAAGCGACAAAGACACUAAUAACAUGGCAAGAAAAGAAUCAUAUGUGUUUGGAACUGUCAAAAGUUCAUCAAGAAACUACCGGAGAUAUAAGAGUAACUGCGAUGCCAUUUUUUCUUGGUGCUAAGGAUAAUCAAAAUAUGCAUGAAUAUUGGUGGAGAUACCUGAUCAGGAUAGAGAAUUUUUCAAAUACGACUGUUCAACUGAGAGAGCGACAUUGGAAAACCUAUGAAGUUCAUACUGGGAGACUUGGCACAAUCAGUGGCAGGGGUGUGGUGGGAUUGGAACCAGUGUUAUCAAAACAACAGCCUGCAUUUCAAUAUAGCAGCCAUGUAUCGUUACAUUCACCUACUGGACAUAUGUGGGGAAUGUUCAGAAUGGAGAGACCUGAUGGUACACAGUUUGAUGUUAGAAUUCCCGCUUAUGCUCUUGAAAGUAAAAUUGAUCCAAACUCUGAUAAUGGACCACAUGGUUAUCACGGAUCAUAGACAAUUUUAUCACUGCUAUAUCGAUGAACAGUGAAACACUUUAGCACUCGUUCUAUGCUAAAGCCAUCUGAAUAUGAACUUGAAUUUUAAGUUGGAGGAUGUCGUCGCAAAAAUUAUUUCUAUGGAUCAUACAUGUGCCACUGUAACAGACUAAGGGAAUUUGGGGUUUAGCUAGUUAGUGAAUUUGAUUUGUCUAGGGGAAUUUUGUGUUUAUCUUGUUACAGGGAAUUAAAUAUUACUGUAAUAUGUAUGCAACAUUAUUCUAUGUGCAAUUUCUUUAUUUUAGUACACAUGAAUGAGAAGUUUUCAUCCCAGUCUUAAGACUAUGCUUCCUGCAUGACUCAGAAAUUGGAGUCGAAUAGCUUUGGUUUAUAGUAUUUUUAAGUGCCAUAAAAAUUGUUAUUCAUUUUUAUCGAAUCUUUGAAGUUUAUUGGUUUUCAGCCUUAUGCCUUAUACUCAAUAUUUGAAAAUGGCAAAUGUUGUUUUCCAUAUUUGCCAUGAUUUUAAAACAAUUACUUGUUUGCAUUGGGCACUGAUGUCUGACCUUGAGUGCUUCAUUGUCUGACGCUAAUGAUAUUUUAACUAUUUUGUGAAUUUAGA